Culicoides brevitarsis is the source of this 1177-nucleotide messenger RNA. RefSeq names its product ATPase H(+)-transporting accessory protein 2 (gene ATP6AP2). The coding region runs from base 106 to 1050 and encodes 314 amino acids. Gene Ontology annotation, molecular function: signaling receptor activity. The record is from RefSeq and is a predicted model, not a curated record. Gene Ontology annotation, biological process: positive regulation of Wnt signaling pathway. Gene Ontology annotation, cellular component: membrane; external side of plasma membrane. NCBI's taxonomy places the organism in Eukaryota, Metazoa, Arthropoda, Insecta, Diptera, Ceratopogonidae. The transcript has 4 exons.
AUACCGAAUCUUGAAAUAUCAAUUCCAGCCGACCCGAUCGAAAGGUAAAUUUUAUCAGAAGUCAUAUGAUACGCGUUACAAAAUUAAAAUAAUUUUACACUCAAAAUGAAAAUAUUUUGUGUAAUUUCUAUUUUUUGUUCACUGUCGAUUUACACAGCAAAUGGAGAUCAGUUUGUUGUGCUUAAAACUCCAAAGUCUGUGGAGUUUAAAGGAACUAUGGCAAUGGCAACUCAAACGGUGAAUUCGAUAUAUUGUUCAGCAUUGGGAUUAUCUAUACCAUCCACAAAUAGUUGGGAAGGUCUUUUAAUCAACGAUCCCUUUAACACGGCAAAAGGAGUGAUCGCUAUCGUUAUUGACGGAUUGAAUGAGUUAGAAUUUAAAGAGUCAAAAUCGUUCGAGAUAUACGGAAAUGAAAAUCCAAUCAGUGCUGCUGCAGAAACAAUCAAAAAACACGAUGGAUAUGUGGUUGACUUGGAUUUGAGAACUAAUGUCAAUCAAACUUUGGAGACUGUUUUUGGUGUAAUUGAAUCGAAACAAAAGUUCAACAAGAACAUCAAGACAAAAUCAAAGCAAUCUCAGUUUUUAAUUAAUCAAAUUGCAUUGAUAAAUGGUCUAUCUGAAAUGUUGGAGGAAAAUUACAAUCAUCUGCCAACAAUGAUUGUUGUUCGUCUUUCGUUAAGAGAUUUAAAAAAUGUCAAAUAUAAUGAAAUGGAUGACUUAAUUAAACUUUUGCAAACAUCUAUUGAAGACUUGACCAAAUCUGCAGAGAAAGCUUUUAAGAAAAAUGCUCUUGUAACUCUAAUAACUACGACAAAUUCAUUCCAAAAACGCGUAAGACGAGCUACAUCAACUUCCGAUGAUGAAAAGUUUAAUAUUGCACCAGCGUAUGAUAAAAACUACCCCGUGGUUUUCAAUAUAAUAUUUUGGUUUUCAAUAGUUAUGAUUUUUUCAUUGUUUGCUAUAUCUUUAGCAAUUGGAAACAUGGACCCUGGUCGAGACUCCAUUAUUUAUCGUAUGACAUCCGGUACUAGAAUGAAGAAAGAUAAUUAAGUCACAUGACUAUAUUGUCAAAUAUGUACGUGUUAAAUGUGUUGCAAAUUAGUCGAGCAAAUUAAAAGAGGAACUGUUAGAAAAAAAAAAAAAAAAAUAGAAAUAUUAUUAUGUAAUCAUUCUGAAA